Messenger RNA from Mirounga angustirostris (Northern elephant seal), 5174 nucleotides. It is a transcript of the gene SKOR1, whose product is annotated as SKI family transcriptional corepressor 1. Bases 1630 to 4515 code for a protein of 961 amino acids. The record is from RefSeq and is a predicted model, not a curated record. Gene Ontology annotation, biological process: negative regulation of transcription by RNA polymerase II; negative regulation of BMP signaling pathway. Gene Ontology annotation, molecular function: SMAD binding; DNA-binding transcription factor activity, RNA polymerase II-specific; RNA polymerase II cis-regulatory region sequence-specific DNA binding. Gene Ontology annotation, cellular component: nucleus; transcription regulator complex. The transcript has 9 exons. Lineage: Eukaryota; Metazoa; Chordata; Mammalia; Carnivora; Phocidae.
AAAGCCCGCGGGGCCCCCAGACCCGCAGCUUGGAGAGGACGCGCUCUGCCCUGAGGAGCACCCUUCACUGCAUGCGGGCAGGGCACACUUGCAGGUUUCGGGAAACCGAGAAGACAUCGUCAUUUCCCAGAGCCGCGGAGCCCUCCCCCCCCCGUCACCUCCCCAAGCCCACCUGAGAGCUCUUCAGGGGGGUGCAGGGCUUGCGUCGGCUGGGGAGUUAGGACAGUGUUUUUGCCUCCUAAGAUGUUACAAGGGACUUCAACGUGAAAGGAGGGUCAACUUGUUUCAAUUCGAUCCGCGGAGAUGAAGAUGAAACAGACAGAUAACAGAUAAAUAGCUUGAUACUUGAAGAAGGUAUGAAGACAGAUGGGAGAAAGAGGAGCGAGCUGGGAGAGACAGGCAGCUCAGGGACAGAUAAGAUCGACAGAUGAGGGGGCACCUAGACAAACAGGGAGGGGAAGAGACAGACAGAAGAGGAGCCCAGUCUCUUCAAUGAAGGCUUUUGAACACGGAUCCCGUGUCUCGCAGGAGCUGCCCCUCUGAAAAUGGAUUUGCCUUUCCUGACGAGUUUAGGGGAGGGGCCCACGGGGUUGAGCUGCCUGGGCCUCAGGAGCGCCUGCAGCCGUGGGCCAGAUGAGAGCCUUUGGUGUCUGAGGACACGUGGCAGGGCCAGGCGACCUAGAGGGCCCCAAACAUCAGUCCCUGGGUCCUCCCGCUGCUGAGGUCCUCGGGAGAGGCUGCCUCCCUGCCUGGGCCAGAGAUCAAAGCGUGGGACCGGCAGCAACUUUUGACCUGGAGCCUUGUGGCUUCGGACACCGGCCAGGAUUCUUCUCAACCCGUAUGAACUGGGACAGCCCGGCUUGAAGUAUACUCAGAGAGGAGACGCCCCCAAAAGAGGAAGCCCAGAGCCCGGAGAGACUGCACUUAGCCUGAGCAGGAAAGGCAUAUCUGAAGAAGGAGGAAAACUUAGGGAAUGGGCUGUUAGAAGCAAAGAAGUGGCUCCUGAGAAACUUCCUCGAGAACCCCUCUGUCCCCACGCGCUAACCCGGAUGGAAACCGGCUUUGGUCCGGAACGCAGCUAAAAAUGCAGAAAAUGUGGUUAGGAACUGCGUGACCCUGGUUCCACUGAUGGCUGGGGAAAAAAACGGUUUGUAUUUCCAGCCGGAAUCUUUCUGCUCAACGAAAGCGAGGCUCAGGGCGUGAGAGGAGAAGCUCGGAUUUGUGGAAACCAGUGCUGUUAUUCCGGGGAACCGGCUUGGCACGGAACUGGGUGCGGUGGGGGCCGCCCUGGGGCUAGGCGCGCGCAGAGUGCUUUGGAGAGCCGGGUUCAGCACCGCGAACAGCGGUCGUCUCAGCCUCCUUCCCCCCGCCUCCCCCCGCCCACGGCCUCGAGACCCUCCUCCUUCUCCUUGCCCCCCCCGCCCCCUGCUGUCUGGAGAUGGGCAGUGACCGCCCCUCCCCUGUCCGUACCCCUCCCAGCGCCUCCCCCGCCCGCCCGCGUGCAUGCGCGACUGAGCAGAGGGGCAGCCUGUCCCCGAAGUCCGGGCUUCAGGACCCGGGCGGGUAGGGCAGGCUGCGAGGGUAGCCAAAGGCGCACGGAUCUGGACGUUGGGAAGCCUGGGUUAGGCAAUGGCUUUGCUGUGUGGCCUUGGGCAAGUCACUCUCCGUCUCUGGGCCCCACUUCCUCCACAAUCCGAAAACAAAAUUGGGUUCCUAGCUGCCGGGGCAUUCUUGAGGAGCGGCGGCAUGGAGGCUCUCACCACUCAGCUGGGGCCGGGGCGCGAGGGCAACUCCUCACCCAAUUCGAAGCAGGAGCUGCAACCCUACUCGGGCUCCAGCGCUCUCAAACCCAACCAGGUGGGCGAGACGUCGCUGUACGGGGUGCCUAUCGUGUCUCUGGUCAUCGACGGCCAGGAGCGCCUUUGCCUGGCGCAGAUCUCCAACACUCUCCUCAAGAACUACAGCUACAAUGAGAUCCACAACCGCCGGGUGGCCCUGGGCAUCACGUGCGUGCAGUGCACGCCAGUGCAGCUGGAGAUUCUGCGUCGGGCCGGGGCCAUGCCGAUCUCCUCGCGCCGCUGCGGUAUGAUCACGAAGCGCGAGGCCGAGCGCCUGUGCAAGUCGUUCCUGGGAGAGCAUAAGCCACCCAAGCUGCCCGAGAACUUCGCCUUCGAUGUGGUGCACGAGUGCGCGUGGGGCUCGCGUGGCAGCUUCAUCCCCGCGCGUUACAACAGCUCGCGUGCCAAGUGCAUCAAGUGCGGCUACUGCAGCAUGUACUUCUCGCCCAACAAGUUCAUCUUCCACUCGCAUCGCACACCCGACGCCAAGUACACGCAGCCCGACGCCGCCAACUUCAACUCGUGGCGCCGUCAUCUCAAACUCAGUGACAAGUCGGCCACAGACGAACUGAGCCACGCUUGGGAGGACGUCAAGGCCAUGUUCAACGGAGGCACCCGCAAGCGGACUUUCUCGCUGCAAGGAGGCGGCGGCAGCGCUAAUGGCGGGUCGGGUGGGCAGGGGAAGGGGGGUGCUGGCGCCGGGGGCGGCCCGGGCUGCGGGGCAGAGAUGGCCCCAGGCCCGCCGCCCCACAAAACCCUGCGCUGUGGCGAAGACGAGGCCACCGGGCCUCCUGGGCCGCCUCCUCCCCAUCCGCAGCGGGGACUUGGUCUAGCGGCGGGAGCCGGCGGCCCGCCGGGCCCUGGAGGGCCUGGUGGCGGCGCCGGCGUACGCAGCUACCCCGUGAUCCCUGUGCCCAGCAAGGGCUUUGGCCUCUUGCAGAAACUGCCCCCGCCGCUUUUCCCUCAUCCCUAUGGCUUCCCCACGGCCUUCGGCCUCUGCCCCAAAAAGGACGACCCGGUGCUAGGCGCGGGCGAGCCCAAGGGAGGCCCAGGCACCGGGAGCGGCGCGGGCGCGGGCCCUGGCGGAGGCGCGGGCGGGCCCGGAUCCGGCCACUUGCCCCCCGGGUCAGGCCCUGGCCCGGGCGGCGGCGCCAUGUUCUGGGGUCACCAGCCCUCUGGGGCAGCCAAGGACGCAGCGGCCGUGGCUGCAGCGGCCGCCGCCGCCACCGUGUACCCGACGUUUCCCAUGUUCUGGCCGGCGGCAGGCAGCCUCCCGGUGCCGCCCUAUCCAGCUGCGCAGAGCCAAGCCAAGGCCGUGGCGGCCGCCGUGGCGGCGGCGGCGGCGGCGGCGGCGGCGGCUGCCGGCGGCGGCGGCCCUGAGUCGCUGGACGGUGCCGAGCCGGCCAAGGAGGGCGGCCUGGGCGCAGAGGAGCGCUGUCCUAGCGCGCUGUCCCGCGGGCCGCUGGACGAGGAAGGCGCUGACGAGGCGCUGCCGCCGCCUCUGGCCCCACUGCCCCCGCCACCUCCGCCCGCCCGCAAAGGCUCCUACGUGUCGGCCUUCCGACCUGUGGUCAAGGACGCCGAGAGCAUCGCCAAGCUCUACGGUAGCGCCCGCGACGCGUACGGCGCCGGGCCUGCUCGGGGGCCGGGGCCGGGCGCGGGGGCCGGCGGCGGCUACGUGAGCCCAGACUUUCUGAGCGAGGGCAGCUCCAGCUACCACUCCGCCUCGCCCGACGUGGACACUGCCGACGAGCCCGAGGUGGACGUGGAGUCCAACCGCUUCCCCGACGAUGAGUGCGCUCCAGACGACGCCGAGCCGGGCGUACCCAGUGCGCCCAGCGCGGGAGGCGGCCCGGACGCCGACCAGCCCGCCGGGCCCCCGUCUACCACCUCCUCGGGCGCCGACGGUCCCACAGACUCCCCAGACAGCGGCAGCCCCCGUCCCCGGCGCCGCCCAGGGCUGCCAGCAGCCAGCCGGUCAACAUUUGGGGACCUGGCGGCCGACGACGGGGUGCGGAGACCUGAGAGGAGCCCGCCGAGCGGCGGCUAUGAGCUGCGAGAGCCUUGCGGGCCGCUGGGGGGCCCCGCGCCGGCCAAGGUGUACGCGCCAGAGCGGGACGAGCAUGUGAAGAGCGCGGCGGCGCUGGGGCCCGCGGCCUCCUACCUCUGCACCCCCGAGGCCCACGAACCAGAUAAGGAAGACAAUCACUCGACCGCCGACGAUUUGGAAACGAGGAAAUCCUAUCCAGACCAAAGGAGUAUCUCCCAACCAAGUCCCGCAAAUACAGACCGAGGUGAAGAUGGGCUCACCCUGGAUAUCACAGGAACUCAGCUAGUGGAGAAAGAUAUCGAGAACCUGGCCAGAGACGAAUUGCAAAAACUGCUCCUGGAGCAAAUGGAGCUCCGCAAGAAACUGGAGCGAGAAUUUCAGAGUCUCAAAGAUAAUUUUCAGGAUCAAAUGAAGAGGGAAUUGGCUUAUCGAGAAGAAAUGGUGCAGCAGCUGCAAAUCGUCAGAGACACACUGUGUAACGAACUCGACCAAGAGCGGAAGGCGCGCUAUGCCAUCCAGCAGAAAUUAAAAGAAGCCCACGACGCCCUGCACCACUUCUCCUGCAAGAUGCUGACGCCCCGCCAUUGCACGGGCAACUGCUCCUUCAAGCCCCCGCUCUUGCCCUAGGGCCGGCCCGGCCGCGCCCACGCGCCCUCAAGCCAUGCUGCUCUCUUCUUGUAAAUACCCGCGGCCGCGGCGGCCGAGAGCGAGGAACAAGCCAUUCGGAUACGACCGAUGUACAUACAGCCUCCCGCCCGCCCGCCCUCCGCCAGGGCGCCUCGGCCCAGGGCCCCUUCUCCGUUUCCAAGUGUAAAUACCACCUCGCCCCACGGUUGAACUCCAGGGCAUCGGACCUCAUGGGGUUAACUGGACCGAAGGGGGUAAGAAAGGGGAAAGGGGGGGCCUCCCCCGCCCCACACAGCCUCGGAUCCCCAGUUGUGUACACACUGUAGCAACUUCGCGGGCGCUGGCCCCGCGGCUCCCCCGUCCCGUCCACUUCUGAAACUUGUUCCUAAUGACAAAGUGGCUAUGUGCAAUGGAUAUAAAUGUACUGUGAGUCUCUCUUGGUUCAGUAUUGGGUUCCGUUUGAUUUAUGCUGUAAAUUAUUUUGCUUCCUUCUCCUGGACCUACUUCCAGUCCCAUUUUGCAUUCCCCUUUGGGUUUUGUUUUGUCUAUUUUUUUUUUUUUUCUUGUUAACCUCUUGAUGUAACAGCACUUUAAAAAGGGCAACAACUGACUCACGAGAUGGAGACCACCUUGAGCCUGUUUGGGGAGACCACCCUGUA